GCUUAAGAUAAAAUUGCACUACGGUAAGUAUGGCCGAGGGGCAGCAGGGAUGGACAGCCUUCCUGUUGUUCAUCUGUGUGUCCAUCACCGUGGGCUCCGUUGUCCCCAUCGGCUAUGCGUUUGGCGUGGUAAAUGCUCCGUCAGCGUUCAUCAGAUCGUGGAUAAUGGAAUCGGCGUUAGCCCGGUACUCAUCACGUCUGGGCGAUUCCCAGAUGACUGUAAUGAUGUCGGCCGUGGUCUCCAUAUUCCUCAUCGGUGGGAUGUUGGGCGCUUCCUUCGCUCCGAUAUUUAGUGACCGACUAGGUCGACGAGGAAUUCUGACGCUCAGCGGAUUGCUAACGCUGGUGUCCUGCAUCUGCCAGCUGUUCUGCCGGAUGGCCAACUCCAUCGAGAUGCUGCUGCUGGGACGGCUAAUCGGAGGACUGGCAGCCGCUCUGAUCUAUGCCACGCAGCCCAUGUACCUGGUGGAGUUGGCUCCGGCAGAGCUGAGUGGCAGCGUGGGUGUCUUCACUAGCAUUGGGAUCACCGGGGGCAUUGUGUUGGGUCAGGUCUUCAGCUUUGACUUCGUCCUGGGGACGGACAAGCUGUGGACCUACGCCCUGGCUGGCUCAGGGAUAUUCGUGGUGGUCGGACUGGCGCCCAUCUUCUGGUUCCCCGAGAGUCCGCGCUUCCUGAUGUCCCAGGGCAAGAAGGAGAAGGCCAGGGUGGCUCUCAUGCGACUGCGAAGGGAUGAGGGACGUGUGACCGCUGAAAUGGCGGAGUACGAGGCCACGUCUGGGGUGGUUGAUCAGAAGGUCACCACGAAGGAAGUGCUGUGCAAUAAGAAGCUCAAGAUGCCCUUGAUCAUCGUGAGCUCCUUCCACUUCGUGCAGCAGAUGAGCGGCAUCAACGCGAUCUGGUUCUACUCGGUUAAUAUUUUCACCCAAUCUGGAUUCACUCUAACUGUGGCUCUGUGGCUCAACUUUGCCUUGGGGCUCGAGAACUUUCUGUUCGCCCUCUUGGGACCCGUGCUGAUGAGGAGGUUCAACAGACGCCCCAUGAUGAUCCUCUCCUGCUUUUUUUGUGCCAUCUUCUUGACCCUCCUCGUCGUUGGUCUAGAACUUAUGUUAUCCAUCCAUGAGUUCUCAUACGCCUGCAUUGCUUUCCUGUCGCUGUACAUAUUAGCUUUUAACGUGGGUCUGGCGUCUAUUCCCUUUUUCAUUGGUUCAGAGAUUUUUAAGCCAGCGCCGCGUCCUUCUGCGAUGGCAUUUGGAAGUUUUUUCAACUGGCUUUCCAACUUCCUUCUCGGCAUGAUCUUUCCUGUACUAAAUUCGGCGAUUGGACCAUUCGUUUUCCUCUUGUGCGCCGGGUUCUGCGUCUACGGAUUGCUGCUCACCUAUCGUUAUUUACCGGAGACAAGAAACCGCGAUCCAAAGGAAGUGGCGCCGCUGAUGGAGAACGGCUUUAAGUCCAAGAUAAAGUAG
Drosophila rhopaloa is the source of this 1463-nucleotide messenger RNA. It is a transcript of the gene sut3, whose product is annotated as solute carrier family 2, facilitated glucose transporter member 3. Gene Ontology annotation, molecular function: hexose transmembrane transporter activity. Lineage: Eukaryota; Metazoa; Arthropoda; Insecta; Diptera; Drosophilidae. The transcript is spliced from 5 exons. Gene Ontology annotation, biological process: monosaccharide transmembrane transport. The record is from RefSeq and is a predicted model, not a curated record. Bases 30 to 1463 code for a protein of 477 amino acids. Gene Ontology annotation, cellular component: membrane.